ACUGAGUGUGACCCCUCCCCUGCUAUUUUUUCUAUAAAUAUUUUCCUUCCGUUGCUUCAUACUUAUUUUAGAUUUUAGACUCCUGUUUUCAACCAACUUUGUAUUCAUCAAGAGCAGCAGUGACAAAUGGGUCAUAAAGAAGAGCCGAAGAAUGAGAAAAACGACGGUCUCGCUUCUGUCGUUUUGAAACUUGACUUACAUUGCGAAGGAUGCGUCAAGAAAAUAAAACGCGCCGUUCUCCAUUUCGAUGGUGUGGAAGACGUUAAAGCGGAUACGUCCGGUAACAAACUAACCGUUAUUGGAAAAGUGGACCCCACCAAGUUGCGUGAUAAAUUGGCUGAGAAAACUAAGAAGGAAGUUGAAAUCGUUUCCCCUCAAAACAAAAAAGACGUUACCGGUGAUAAACUGCCGGAGAAGAAGAAACAUGAGGAGGAGGAGAAGAAACCUGAUGACGAAAAAUCUGAACAAAAAUCUCCUAAACAGUCGGUUCAAAGCACGGUCGUUUUGAAGAUAAGAUUACACUGUGAAGGUUGUAUUCCAAAAAUUGAGAAGAUUAUCCUCAAAACCAAAGGAGUUGAAUCGCUGAACAUUGAUGGAGACAAGGAUUUGGUAACGGUAAAAGGAACAAUAGACGCAAAGGAAAUUGUACCUUAUCUGAGGGAGAAGCUGAAAAGGAAGGUGGAGGUGGUUGAACCAAAGAAAGAGGAUGGUAACAAUAAAGAGAAAGAUGCAGGGAAGGAACAUAAAUUAAAAGAAGGGGGUGAAAAAGUAAUUAAAGAGGGUGCACCGAAGGUAGAGGUUAACAAAAUGGAGCAUCAUGGAUACGGACAUCAAACUCCUAUGUAUUGGUAUGAUGGAUUUGAACCGGGUCAAAGUAGUAGCAACUACCCGGUGGAAGUUCAGGGAGGGAAUUUGAAUCAAGAAGGGUAUAAUUAUAAUUAUAUGAACCAACAUCAACAUGGGUAUGAUUAUAAUUAUAUGAAUCAAGGUCAAGAAGGGUAUAUGGUAGACCCUCACCAGCAUCAACAACCUCCAUUCUAUAUGCAUCCACAUGAUCCUCCUCCACAAAUGUUCAGCGAUGAAAACCCAAAUGCUUGUUCCAUGAUGUAACCAUUUUACAAUUCAGAAGAGAUUGAGACUGAUAUAUUUUUGUUUGAUGUUACACGUGCAAGUUGUAAAUAACAUUAACUACUAGUUUAUUUAUUUUGAUUAAUUUAGGAUAAUGUUUUUAUGUGAUUGUAUGUAAUUGUGCUAUUAACGCAUGGUUAGUGACGUAGAUGGGCGGUACGGCCUGCUGGCUGGAGAAUCCGAUUCAGAUGAUGACUUGGAGAAAAAGACAAAAAUGGAGUAGCUGGUCUUUUGUUUGCGUGUGUCUUUGAUUUGUUUAUGUAGUGUAAGGUACAUUUAUAAAAAUCAAUGUAGUCUUUGUUUAUGUAGUGGUAGUAUUUUAAAAACCGAUAUAGAAAGUCACUUUCCUAA
Molecule: messenger RNA, 1479 nt
Organism: Cicer arietinum (chickpea)
Lineage: Eukaryota; Viridiplantae; Streptophyta; Magnoliopsida; Fabales; Fabaceae
Product: heavy metal-associated isoprenylated plant protein 6-like
Molecular function (GO): metal ion binding
Source: RefSeq, a predicted model, not a curated record